AUGUCAAAGAGGUUGAACAAGAGACAACAGAGAGAGCUGGAAGAGCUCGCGGCUAUCAAGUCACACCAAAGAGAGAUUCUGAAGGAGGAACUUUCCCAAUCUGACGGCCAGUCCGAGGAAGAACAAGUAGCGGACGAUGCAGCUGGUCCUUCCAACGCUUUCGCCGCCAAAAAAACUCCUGCGGCACUCGUGUCUGAACAGGAUCCUGAGAAAGCGGGAACGUCCUCAACUAUCCCUCGAAAAGGUGGCAAGAAGAAAGGGGCUAUUAAGACGUCUUCGCCAGAGGAGGAAAUGGAUGAUCUUGAUCGUGCACUUGCCGAUAUAAGCAAGAAAUACGGAGAACCCUCUUCAUCUACACUUCAGCAAAGAUCUAAUCAAACACCUUCUUCUUCCUCUAUUGCCCUCCGAAACCUUCUCUCGGUCGAUCCCAAAAAUCUUGACGCCGAUGCAGAGUUACGGCGAUUUUUUGGGUCAAAGGUUAUCGCCUCCUCCGCUUCGACUGGAAACAAACACAGGGGACCGAGUGUCUCCACCAAGCUGAAGUUCACACUUUCAAAACCGAAACCUCAGUAUCCUCCAGCUACUUCUUUGUCUGGACUGGGAAUGCGAGAGAUGACAGAUGACGAAGUGAACGAUCUCUAUGAUCGGAGAGACUGGGGGGAGCCAGAAGACGGGGGGAAAUGGUUUACGUUUGAGCAUUCUGGGGCAUGGAGGGAGAUAGAGAGACAGUUUCUUGGUGCUGUUAGCUCACAUGAUCCAAAUCAGCUCAUGGCCUUAUUGCAAGUCUACCCUUGGCACGUGGACACAUUGCUGCAAAUGAGUGAAGUGUAUCGUCUUCAGUCGGAUAUUGGUGCCGCCUCCGACUAUGCAGAAAGAGCUUUGUACGCCUUUGAUCGUUGUUUAAUCCCUGGUUUCAGCGUGUCGACAGGUACUUCUCGAUUAGACUUUGAUAGAGUGGAGAAUCGUGCGCUCUUCACCGGCAUUCAUAGAAUCAUCUCAUACUUGGGAAGACGGGGAUGCUGGGUUACUGCUUUCAAUUUCGCCAAACUCCUCUUCUCUCUAGAUCCAUUCGGUGAUCCACACGGCGCGGCAUUCUGGCUAGAUUUUCUAGCCAUCAAAUCUGGUAAUCGGGAAUGGCUGUUUUCCAUGUCGGAGCGGACGGACAUUGCGGCAGCCCGCAAUUUCCAAGCUUAUCCAGGUAUGGCAUAUGCCAAAGCUCUCGCACUUCGAGAACAAGAGAAUAUGUCUAAGAACGAGGAUCACACGAAGUCUGAUGAAGCACUACGUUUCGCCAUGCAAACCUUCCCUCAAGUCAUCAUCCCUUUAUUCGACAAGCUCUCCAUUUCCCUUCCCCCCUCAGCUCGAAGUCAGGAUCUACUGAGCAUUCACGCAGGCUACGAACCUCAUCCCUCUAACCCCCUGCAUCUUCUAAGCCACAUCUACGUGUCUCGUUCGGAGGCAUUAUGGAAAGAUUCUUCCCACUUAUCUUGGCUUCAAACUCAACUUCCCUUGGCACUAAAGACCAUCGAUGGAGCUGAAGCUUUACUAUCCCGUGCAAACGCAUUAUCUUGCUUACAAUCCCCUCGUGAUCCAGUGGACCAAAUGACCAAUACUCCCACAUUCAUUUGUCGACAUGUUUUAUGUUCUGAAUCUACCUCAUUUGCUGGGUUUUUACCACCUGAAAUCACGUCAAUGACCAUUCUCGCUUAUGAUCCUCUCCCUCCUUCCACCGCCAUGACUAUAUACAACGCGGAAUAUUUCAAUGGGAUCGUGGCUAGAAGGAGAGGACGGGGAGUGGAGGGGCAAGAUAACAUGACGCGGGUGAAUACGUUAGGAGCGGCGUUGGCAGAGUUGGUAGAGGCCGCUAUGCGAGAAGGGGUCAAUUGGAGAGUUGCAUUAGAUGGAUUGUUCGCUCGUUUCACCGAACGAGAAGAAUUUCAGGCUAUGCCACAGGAAGCAAGGGAUGCUGUGGUUGGACAUAUGGCGGCACUUGGAGAACAGAUGGCUCGACAGAGGAAUCAAGAAGGUAGAAUGCCCGGUGGUUUCGGUCAAGAGAGAGAUGACGAGACUGAUUAAUCAAAUCGGCGUCGUCUGAAGAGAUAUCUCUUCUCGUCAUUCAUGUCCUUCCUUGAAUAAAUUACACAUAGUACAACAUCAUGGAUUUAAACCGUCUAAACCC
Molecule: messenger RNA, 2179 nt
Organism: Tremella mesenterica DSM 1558
Lineage: Eukaryota; Fungi; Basidiomycota; Tremellomycetes; Tremellales; Tremellaceae
Exons: 8
Coding region: 1-2076 (691 amino acids)
Biological process (GO): ribosome-associated ubiquitin-dependent protein catabolic process; rescue of stalled cytosolic ribosome
Cellular component (GO): RQC complex
Source: RefSeq, a predicted model, not a curated record